AUGAGGUCAUUUAGAGACCAACCGCUGCCAUGUCAUUUGACAAAAGGUCAAAAAAAAAGAAAGGUGUUGGACAGGGAUUGGAAUGGGAUUGGAUGGGAUGGGAUGGCGCAAAACAUGUGGGAGGCGAUCUCUGGGUUCUUGCUGUAUUUUUGUUUCUCCCUCUCUCUCGGGUAUGUCGUCUUUUCUCCACUGUUUGGUUCUGCAUUUGCCAUUUGUCGCUUGUGUGCUUUCUUUUUUUUUGGUUUGGCAAAUCAUUAUUGGGAGGUCAUUUGGUCCAAGAUACCUCGCGGAGGCUUUGUCCCCGGCUUGUUUUUUUUUGCGCUUGCAUGUGUGUUACGCCUGUCAAGAAGAUCUGUCAUUGGCGGGAGGACCUGGUUUUGUAACUUUUAG
Molecule: messenger RNA, 390 nt
Organism: Exophiala oligosperma
Lineage: Eukaryota; Fungi; Ascomycota; Eurotiomycetes; Chaetothyriales; Herpotrichiellaceae
Exons: 1
Coding region: 1-390 (129 amino acids)
Source: RefSeq, a predicted model, not a curated record